Messenger RNA from Molossus molossus (Pallas's mastiff bat), 945 nucleotides. RefSeq names its product olfactory receptor 5D13-like. The record is from RefSeq and is a predicted model, not a curated record. Gene Ontology annotation, molecular function: olfactory receptor activity; odorant binding; G protein-coupled receptor activity. Gene Ontology annotation, cellular component: membrane. The transcript has a single exon. Lineage: Eukaryota; Metazoa; Chordata; Mammalia; Chiroptera; Molossidae. The coding region runs from base 1 to 945 and encodes 314 amino acids. Gene Ontology annotation, biological process: sensory perception of smell; G protein-coupled receptor signaling pathway.
AUGUUGUUAACCAAAGGAAAUCAGAGUGCUGGAGCCACAUUCACCCUCUUGGGCUUCUCAGAAUUUCCAGACCUCCAGGUGCCCCUGUUCCUGGUAUUCCUGACCAUCUACACAGUCACUGUGCUGGGAAACCUGGGCAUGAUCAUGAUCAUCAAGCUCAGUCCCCAACUCCACACCCCCAUGUACUUUUUCCUCAGCCACUUGUCCUUUGUGGAUUUCUGUUAUUCCACUACAGUCACACCCAAACUGCUGGAGAACUUGGUUGUGGAAGACAGGACCAUCUCUUUCGCCGGAUGCAUCAUGCAGUUCUUCUCGGCUUGUUUAUUUGCAGAGGCGGAAACAUUCAUGUUGGCAGUGAUGGCCUAUGACCGAUUUGUGGCAGUGUGCAACCCUCUGCUCUACCCAGUCGUCAUGUCCCAAAAGCUCUGUGCAUCAUUAGUAACCGGACCCUACACUCUGGGUAUUGUCUCUUCCCUAACACUUACCUAUUUUCUCCAGGCAUUAUCCUUCUGUGGGUCUAACUUCAUAAAUAAUUUUUUCUGUGAGUACUCUGUCAUUGUUUCUGUCUCCUGCUCUGACCCCUACCUCAGCCAAGUGCUGUGCCUUGCCAUCGCCAUAGUCAGUGAGGUGAGCAGCCUGGUAAUCAUCCUCACUACUUAUGUUUUCAUCUUCGUCACUGUCACAAAAAUGCCUUUUGCUAGUGGGCGCCAAAAAGCCUUCUCCACUUGUGCCUCCCACCUGACCACCAUCACCAUUUUCCACGGAACUAUCCUGUUCCUUUACUGUGUACCCAACUUUAAAAACUCAGGGCUCACCGUCAAAGUAGGGUCUGUAUUUUAUACAGUGGUCAUUCCCAUGUUGAAUCUUCUGAUCUACAGCCUCAGAAACAGAGAUGUGAAGGAGAGUGUCAGGAAAUUAAUGAACCACUCAGUGCAAUUUUGUUGA